AUGAAAGCAUCGAACCAGAAAAAGAAGAACAAGCAUCACGCAAAACCUCGCCAGCUCAAACGGCAAACUGAAGAAGAGGAAAUCAAAAAGUUAGCAUCUGAGAGCCUUUCCUUUGAUCUCGCAAAGCCACCAACGCUUUUUACUGACCUGCCCAUCUCAAGAGCCACGUUGAAAGGACUACAAGCUGCCAAAUUUGAGAAACUGACUCCAAUCCAAGCACUGGCGAUACCUCGAGCACUGAAAGGGCGAGAUGUUCUGGGAGCAGCACGGACGGGGUCUGGAAAGACGUUGGCGUUUUUGAUUCCAGUCUUAGAGAUGCUUUAUCGGCAGAAAUGGGGAGCGAUGGACGGCUUGGGUGCUUUGAUCAUCAGUCCUACUCGGGAAUUGGCCGUUCAAAUCUUCGAGGUGCUCAGGUCGAUCGGCAAAUUUCAUGCGUUUAGCGCUGGACUAGUCAUCGGCGGUAAAAACUUAGAAGACGAAAGGGAACGACUCGGAAGGAUGAACAUCCUGGUUUCUACUCCCGGCCGUUUACAACAACACCUCGAACAAACUACCAACUUUGAUUCUGAUAACCUUCAGGUUCUAGUACUCGAUGAAGCCGACCGAAUCUUGGAUAUGGGCUUCGCCAAUUCUGUCAAUGCGAUAAUUUCUAGUCUUCCCAAUUCACGACAGUCGCUUCUGUUCUCAGCGACUCAAACAAAGUCUGUCAAAGACCUCGCCCGGUUAUCUCUUACUGGAGAUCCAGAGUACGUGUCGGCACGUGAGACAGGAGUUGAACGGGAUCUUACCACGCCAAAGGAACUCGUACAAAGCUACAUGGUAACACCGCUAGAAUGUAAAAUAGAUUAUCUCUGGGGUUUCGUAAGGACUCAUCUCAAGACGAAAAUGAUAGUUUUUUUAAGCAGCUGCAAACAGGUUCGUUUUGUUCACGAAAUCUUUCGCCAUCUACGGCCGGGGAUUCCCUUGCUACACUUGCACGGAAAACAAAAGCAAAUCAAACGGCUUGAAAUUUACGAACGAUUUUCCUCGUCUCCUCAAGCAUGUCUAUUCGCCACAGACAUAGCUGCGCGAGGGCUCGAUUUCCCAUCCGUCGAUUGGGUGGUCCAAGUGGACUGUCCCGAAGACGUCGAUACCUACAUACAUCGAGUAGGCCGGACUGCCCGUUAUCAAAGCGGUGGGAAGGCGCUACUGCUGUUAUUGCCCUCGGAAGAAGAAGGGAUGCUGAAGAAGUGGGAAACUAGAGGAAUCGUGGUCUCCAAAGUUAAACCCAACGAAUCGAAGAAGCAGUCCAUCCAGACUCAAAUACAGGCUCAAAUGUUCAAGUUCCCAGAGCUCAAAUUUCUCGGACAGCGAGCUUUCAUCUCAUACGUCCGAUCCAUACAUCUUCAAAAAAAUAAGGACAUUUUCAAGUUGAAAGAAAUGGAUUUAGUCAAAUUUGCUGAAUCCAUGGGCUUGCCAGGGGCGCCCCAAGUCCGGUUUUCUGGUUCGGGAGCUGGCGGUGCUGCUGGGGGGACCGGCGAGAGUGCUAAAGCUAAGAAAAACGCCCCACGGGAUUUGGAGACAUUGAAGAAACUUACCCUCAAUCAAAACAUAGCGAGUGCGCAAACAGUCAAUAAGGAUGGUAGGGAUGAAAAUGAGGCGGCAUCAGGUAGCGAUUCCGCGUCUUCUGAUUCCGGAUCCAAUUCCGAUUCCGAUGAGGAGGGUGAUGACGACGAAAGUAGUGAUGGGGAGGAAAAAACCCACUCGGACACCGCCGUCGCCCACCCUUCAGCCACUAAUUCCGAAGCAGCAAAACCAGCCGUUCGAACGAAAUAUGACCGAAUGUUCCAGCGGCAAAAUCAAGAUAUUCUUUCGCAGCACUAUGCCAAACUAGUCGAUCGCACUGCAGAUGGAAUGGAAGAUCAAGAGAAGGGAGACGAAGAAGACGAUUUCAUUCAAUUGAAGCGGGCUGAUCAUGAUCUGGAUGCCGCAGAGGCGGCAAUACCAGAUUCGGCUUACUUAUCCAAACGCAAGCUCAAACUAGCCACCUCAAAGAAAGCAGUGGCGAUGUCAGGUAUCGGCUUGGGCAAAAAAGUGAUUUUUGAUGACGAGGGAGAGGCUCACCAGGCUUACGAGAUCUUACAAGAAGAAGAAUACAAAAAGAACCAUAAUGUGGAGAGCGAGAUUAAGGAUUUCGUGGUUCGAGAAAAGGAGAAAGUUAAACAAGCUGAUCAAACAGAUAAGCUGGUGGCUAAAAAUAAACGGGCUGAGAAGAAGCGGAAACGGAAACUUAAUCCCGAAGGCAAUCAAAAUGAGGCGAUCCACGGAGCGAGAGUUGCUGAAUUGGUUUCGAAUGACGAGGAUGAUGGAUACAUUUCGCCUGAGUUUGAUCUCCCCUCGGAAUCCGAAUCUGGCUCGGAUGGCGAUGGUGAUCCGCAUCGGCACCGGCCUAAGAAAUUUAAGGCCCUUGGUCGACGGGAGAGUCUGGAUGAAGAGGAGGACGACCUUGAAGCCUUGGCUCUCCAGAAACUUCAACAGAGAAUCAAGCCCACUCUUUAA
Puccinia triticina is the source of this 2538-nucleotide messenger RNA. RefSeq lists its product as uncharacterized. The transcript is spliced from 5 exons. NCBI's taxonomy places the organism in Eukaryota, Fungi, Basidiomycota, Pucciniomycetes, Pucciniales, Pucciniaceae. The record is from RefSeq and is a predicted model, not a curated record. Gene Ontology annotation, cellular component: nucleus. The coding region runs from base 1 to 2538 and encodes 845 amino acids. Gene Ontology annotation, biological process: rRNA processing. Gene Ontology annotation, molecular function: nucleic acid binding; RNA helicase activity; ATP binding.